Rotaria sp. Silwood1 is the source of this 837-nucleotide messenger RNA. The record is from the annotation of a GenBank genome assembly. NCBI's taxonomy places the organism in Eukaryota, Metazoa, Rotifera, Eurotatoria, Philodinida, Philodinidae.
AUGACUUUGGACAAAUUUGUUGCAUUUGAUCAACAACAAAUAGAAUUUAUUAAUAAAUUACAAGAUAUUUAUAAUAUGUUAAAUAAAGAGUCAAAUAAAAUUCAAAAGAAUUUAUUAAAUAUUACAACUGCUCGUUAUCAUUCUAAUCAUGCAAAUUUUUCAUUAAAUGCUAAAUUAAAAUAUCUUUCAGUUGAUUAUUCAGGAAAUUUAAUAGAACAACCUUUAUGUCUUGUUGAUGAACAUAAUAUGCCAAUUUCAGAUGAACUCAAUCUUAUUAGAUUACCAUUUGAAUCAGAUCGUUUUUAUAUUUCAAAUGAUAAACAUGAAUUAAUCAUUGUUGAUAAAAAUGAAAUGUCAUUAUCUGAACCAAUCACUUUUAAAAAAUUAACAUUGGAAUCGAUUGAAUUUGAAUAUAUUGAUGAUUAUCGAAAAACUAUUCAAAUUAUUGAAAUAUCAUCAAAUCAUUCAAUAAAUAAAUCUAUUAGUCUUAAUGUAAAAUCGAUUUUCUUUGACAAAUUACCACCAAGAAUUCACAAACUUGAAAAAGAUCUUAUUCAACAAUUAAUUCAAAUAUCUAUUCAACUUAAUGAUCCAUUAAUAAUUAAACAAGUUAAAAAUCUUACUAAUCAUAUGCAAGAUACUCAACUUCUCAAUGAACUUCGAUCAAUUAUUCUUUCUGGUAUUAAAAUUCGUGCAAAAACAAUUGAAGAAAAAUUUGAAACAUUAUUAAUAAAUAUUCAAAACAAAUCUCAUGAAUUAAAACAAUCACAGCGAAUUCGAUUUGAAUAUGUUCAAUUUUUAUAUAUACGAUUUAAUGAAGAAAUGGAACGUGAAAAA